GUUCCUUACUUCCUUGUGGGAGAGCCUACACAGUACAGACAGCCAUAUCAAGAUCGACGUUCUUUCUCUCUUUCAGAAUUGAGAUCAACAGAUUUCAGCUGCAAUUAAUCAAAGAACAUGAGCAGUGUUCUAGUCCAUUGCUUCCUCCGCCAAUCUCUGUGUGUGCCUACUAUCUUAGAGCAUUCAAGUGUAACCAGUUCUUCUGGGGUACCUCCAAAUGCUCCGUGGCAAGCCUCAAUGGCAAAUGAAAGAGCAUUUCAGAUACGAAAGUGCUUAAUUCCUACUAAAUUCAAUGCGGGUAAAAUACGAGUAAUUAAAGGAAGACGCAGAAUGAUUUCUGUUGUUCUACGUGCUGUGUUAACCACAGAUCCCACUUUCAAGCUUGCAGGGAAAUUCAUUCUUGAUGAAAAUUCUGAAUUACAGAUUAGUAUUGGUACUUCUACUCAAGGGUCUAGUUUCAAAAUUAAUAUUCAAGUUAAAAAUAGUAGGGACUCUCUCAUUCUUCACUGGGGUGGCAUUUGUCAUGGAAAAAAGAAAUGGAUACUUCCUUCUUGUCAACCUGAUGGAACAAAAAUAUACAAGAACAGGGCUCUCAGAACUCCCUUGAUGAAGUCUGGUUUGGAAUCAUGCGUGAAAAUAGAGAUUGAUGAUCCUGAAAUACAAGCCAUAGAGUUUCUUAUAUUUGAUGAGAAACAAAAUAAAUGGUUCAAAGAUAAUGGGGAGAAUUUCUGUGUCCAGUUAAAGGAGGAACUUAGCCCGAAUGUUUUGGUUCCUGAAGAGUUUUUACGACAUGAAAGAAAGGAAAAACAAAAUUAUACUCCAGAGCAAGAGAAGGUGGAAUAUGAAGUAUCUCCGAUCGGACAAUUGGAAGAAAUAGCCAGUGCGGUGCCCAUAGGGGAAGUGGAACAACAAGCUAAGCUAACAAAAAGUGAUGACAAUAGUAAAGCUGAAGAAUUUUAUGUUCUAGAAAACAUGAGCAUGAUACCUGAUGAUCUUGUACAAGUGCAGGCUUAUAUACGAUGGAAGAGAGUGGGGAGGCCCAACUAUUCCCCAGAUCAACAACUUAAAGAAUUUGAAGAAGCUAGGAAAGAGCUGCAAAUUGAGUUAGAUAAGGAUGGCUCUCUGGAUGAAAUACAGAAAAAGCUCACCAAGGGAGAUAUCCAAGCUAGAGUUUCAAAGCAGCUGCAGAAUAAAAGAUAUUUCACUGUUGAAAGGAUUCAGCGCAAGAAAAGAAAUCUUAUGGAGCUUCUCACUGAAUAUGCUACUGAAUCUGUAAAACAAAAGCUUUCUAUCCCAUCAAACGACCCAACAACAGUUGAGAUUUUCCUAAAUGCUAAGGUAGAGCAAGAUGGUGGUCCCAUCCUGAAUAAAUCAACGUUUAAGCUUGGCAAUGAGGAACUUCUGGUGCUUGUAACCAAACCUUUUGGUAAGACAAAGGUUUAUUUGGCUACAGAUCUUAAAGGGCCACUUACACUUCAUUGGGGUGUAUCAAGGAAACCUGGAGAGUGGGCGGCACCACCUCAAAGCGCACUGCCCCAUGGUUCAGUUUUGCUAGACAGCGCUAGUCAAACAGAACUUGUUGAGAGAUAUUAUGGUGAUCCUCCUUGCCAGGUGAAAUUCGUGGAAAUAGAGAUUGGAGAAGAGAAUUUUGUAGGAAUACCGUUUGUCCUUCUAUCUGGAAGAAAAUGGAGAAAGAAUAAUGGGUCUGACUUCUACGUUGAUUUUGGCCUUGGAGCUGGAAAGCUUAAACAGAGGGGUGAAAGCGAUGGCAAAGGUAUUGCAAAGGAUUUGCUGGACAAAAUUGCAGAGAAGGAGAGUCAGGCCCAAAAGUCUUUUAUGCAUAGAUUUAACAUUGCAUCAGAUCUGAUAGAAUGGGCAAAAGAUGCAGGAGAAUUAGGUCUUGCCGGGAUUUUUGUUUGGAUGAGGUUUAUGGCUACAAGGCAGCUUAUAUGGAAUAAGAAUUACAAUGUGAAGCCACGAGAGAUCAGUAGAGCUCAGGAUAGGUUUACAGACUCACUUCAGAAUAUAUACAAAAGUUACCCUCAGUACCAGGAAAUUCUGCGGAUGAUUCUGACAACUGUAGGUCGUGGAGGUGAAGGGGACGUGGGACAACGCAUCCGGGAUGAGAUCUUGGUCAUCCAGAGAAAAAAUAACUGCAAAGGGGGAAUGAUGGAAGAGUGGCAUCAGAAGCUACAUAAUAAUACAAGUCCUGAUGAUGUUAUAAUCUGUCAGGCACUCAUUAAUUAUAUUAAAAGUGACUUGGAUAUCAGUUCUUACUGGAAAACACUCAAUUCAAAUGGGAUAACAAAAGAACGCCUUCUAAGUUAUGAUCGUGCCAUACAUUCUGAGCCAAAUUUCAGGAGAGACCAGAAGGAUGGUCUUUUGCUUGAUUUGCAGAAUUACAUGAGAACUUUAAAGGCAGUUCAUUCGGGAGCAGACCUUGAAUCUGCCAUUGGAAAUUGUAUGGGUUACAGGGCCAAGGGUCGAGGCUUCAUGGUUGGGGUGCAAAUAAACCCUGUGGCAGGCUUGCCAUCAGGAUUUCCGGAACUGCUGCAAUUUGUUCUGGACCAUGUCGAAGAUAAGAACAUAGAGCCUUUUCUCGAGGGUUUGCUUGAGGCUCGCGAGGAGCUUCGACCAUUGCUUCGUAAACCCCAUGAUCGUCUAAGAGAUCUUUUAUUUUUGGAUAUUUCUCUUGAUUCUAUGGUUAGGACAGCCAUUGAGAGGGGAUACGAGGAAUUAAAUAAUGAUGGACCUCAGAAAAUGAUGUAUUUCAUCACUUUGGUACUUGAAAAUCUUUCCCUUUCAUCAGAUAAUAACAGGGAUCUAAUCUACUGUUUAAAGGGAUGGAAUCAUGCGCUAUACAUGUUCAGGGCUGGAGAUGAUGGCUGGGCAUUAUAUGCAAAAUCAUUUCUUGACAGGAGCCGACUUGCUCUUGCAUGCAAGGCAGAACAAUAUGAGCAACUUCUGCAACCAUCUGCAAAGUACCUUGGAUCAUUGCUAGGAGUUGAUCAAUGGGCUGUAAACAUAUUUACUGAAGAAGUCAUUCGUGCUGAAUCAGCUGCUUCCUUGUCCUCACUUCUUCAUCGACUGGAUCCUUUUCUUCGGAGGUCAGCUAAUCUGGGAAGUUGGCAGGUUAUCAGCCCAAUCGAGACUAUAGGAUAUGUUGAGGUUGUGGAUGAAUUACUUGCUGUCCAGAAUAAAUCUUAUGGGCGACCGACAAUAUUAGUGGCAAAGAGUGUAAAAGGAGAGGAAGAAAUUCCUGCUGGUACUGUUGCUGUGCUGACAUCUGACCUGCCAGAUGUCUUAUCUCACGUUUCUGUUCGAGCGAGAAAUAGCAAAGUUUGUUUUGCUACAUGUUUUGACCCUGACAUCCUGUCUGACCUACGAGUAAACGAAGGGAAGUUACUACAGUUAGAGCCUACCUCAGCAGAUAUAUUUUAUAGUGAGGUAAAGGACAGUGAAUUGUCAGAGACAAGCUCAACAAACUUGAAGGAAUGUGGACCUUCCCCUUCUUUGACUUUGGUCAGAAAGCACUUCUGUGGUAGAUAUGCCAUAUCAUCUGAGGAGUUCACCAGAGAAAUGGUUGGAGCUAAAUCAUGUAAUAUUGCACACCUGGAAGGAAAAGCGCCAUCUUGGGUUGGAAUUCCAACCUCGGUGGCCCUACCAUUUGGUGUUUUUGAGAAGGUUCUCUUGCAUAGUUCAAACCAGGCAGUAGCUGACACAUUGGAGACCCUGAAGAAAAGGUUGAAAGAAGGAGAGUUUAGCACACUUGGUCCGAUCCGCGAGGCGGUUCUGCAGCUUGCAGCACCACCUCAGUUGGUGCAAGAGUUGAAGAACAAGAUGCAAAGUUCCAGGAUUCCCUGGCCUGGUGAUGAAGGCGAGCACCGAUGGGCGCAAGCAUGGAUGGCAAUAAAAAAGGUCUGGGCUUCAAAAUGGAAUGAGAGAGCAUUUUUCAGCACACGAAAAGCAAAACUAGACCAUAAUUCCCUUUGCAUGGCAGUCCUGGUUCAAGAAAUAAUAAAUGCAGAUUAUGCAUUUGUCAUCCACACCACUAACCCGUCAUCUGGAGACUCAUCAGAAAUAUAUGCUGAGGUGGUAAAAGGACUCGGAGAAUCACUUGUUGAAGCUUAUCCAGAUCGUGCUCUGAGCUUUUCCUGUAAGAAAAGUGAUCUCAACUCUCCGAGGCUACUGGGUUACCCGAGCAAACCCAUUGGCCUCUUUAUACGGCAAUCAAUUAUUUUUCGAUCUGAUUCCAAUGGUGAAGACCUCGAAGGUUAUGCAGGUGCUGGCCUUUAUGAUAGUGUGCCUAUGGAUGAUGAAGAGAAGGUUGUGGUGGAUUACUCUUUGGACCCAUUGAUCAUUGAUGAUAAUUUUCGCCAGUCAAUCCUAUCAAGCAUUGCACGUACAGGAAGUGCAAUUGAGGAGCUGUAUGGAUCUCCACAAGACAUUGAAGGAGUGGUGAAGGAUGGGAAGAUCUAUGUUGUCCAGACAAGACCCCAAAUGUGACACCCAUUUUCACUCUCUUUUUGUCUUUUUCCCAUGAGCAUUAAAUUGUAUAUAAUGAGUGUAAAGUUUAAACAGUAAAUAUGUGUUUAUACACACAC
Molecule: messenger RNA, 4604 nt
Organism: Telopea speciosissima
Lineage: Eukaryota; Viridiplantae; Streptophyta; Magnoliopsida; Proteales; Proteaceae
Product: alpha-glucan water dikinase, chloroplastic-like
Exons: 34
Coding region: 118-4506 (1462 amino acids)
Biological process (GO): phosphorylation
Molecular function (GO): kinase activity; ATP binding
Source: RefSeq, a predicted model, not a curated record